CUGCUCAGCAAGAAGCCAUGGAAGCGACCAGUCUCCACCGAUUUCUGGCGUCUAAACCGCCGCUCUUGACCAUCGAUCCACAUAAAUUCUCCCCUACAUCUCAGAAUCAGGUAUUCUUUCUAUCUCUACGCCAUCAACAGCCUCUCAGGAUCAAACCGAUCAACGCCACGGACACCGACGGCGACAGCGCGCCACCGCAGGUUCCGCCGGCAAUAACGCCUCCGGAGACGGUUGAUGUUCGGUUUCGGAAGAGGUCGAGAAGACGAUCGAAACAGGAGAGCGAGGAUGGAGCGGCGAUGGGGAAUGUGCGGGCGAGAAAGGCGCCGGUGGAGAUUGCUUCCAAGAAGCCGAAGAAAUGGGAGGAGAUGGACUUGGCGGAGAAGGCGACGGAGCUGUAUAUGGGAGAGAAGGGUUUGUUGUUUUGGCUAAACAAGUUUGCUUAUGCCUCCAUUUUUAUCAUGAUUGGUGGUUGGAUUGUGUUCCGAUUUGUUGGGCCUUCGCUCAAUCUUUACCAGUUGGAUACUCCACCAUUAUCUCCGACUUCCAUUUUCAAGGGCUGAUGAUCUUCGGAAUUGCCUCUUUUUUGUCGCAAUCUUUAAUCCUUUUCAUACACAUUCUCUUGCGGCUGCUCAAUUAUUAUUCUAUCGUUGUAAAUUCUUGUUCUAGGGAUUUCUUAACUGAUAAGUGUUCAUGGAGAAUUGGGUGAUUAUGAAUUGGGUUUUUAUUGAAGAUU
Molecule: messenger RNA, 733 nt
Organism: Cucurbita pepo subsp. pepo (vegetable marrow)
Lineage: Eukaryota; Viridiplantae; Streptophyta; Magnoliopsida; Cucurbitales; Cucurbitaceae
Source: RefSeq, a predicted model, not a curated record